UUCACAACCUAUAGAACCAAGUUCAAGAAAACAAACCACCCAACAAUGGCAACCAAGUUUGAAAUAUUAUUCAUACUCUUUGCAUCCUUCUCUUCAUUCCUCUCCUCUGCCUCAUCAUCUGUCGCCUCAGACGACAUAAACCAGUGGUGCAACAAAACCCCAUAUCCCGAACCAUGCAAAUACUUCAUGAGCAAUGGCUCUCACAAUUUUGUACCCAAACAAAAAUCCGAGUUCAGAAAGAUGGCCAUGCAAAUAGCCAUGGAGAGAGCUCUCAAUGCCGAGACUCACACUAAGUGGCUCGGGUCCAAAUGUCGCAAUGAGCUCGAAAAAAAUGCAUGGUCUGAUUGUUUGAAGCUCUAUGAGAGCACAAUUCUCCAACUCAACAAUACACUAGACCCUAACACAAAAUGUUCUGAUUUUGAUGCUCAGACGUGGCUCAGCACGGCUUUGACAAAUCUUGAGACUUGUCGAGCUGGGUUCAUUGAGUUAGGUGUCUCUGACUUCAUGUUGCCUCUCAUGUCUAACAAUGUUUCGAAGCUAAUCAGCAACACUUUGGCUAUUAACAAUGGCUCAACCGAGAAACAAACGUAUAAAGAAGGUUUUCCCACUUGGGUUUCACCUGGAAACCGCAAGCUGUUGCAAUCGCCGUCUCCAGCAGCAAAUCUCGUGGUGGCUCAAGAUGGUUCGGGGAAUUACCCGACCAUUCAAGCAGCCCUAGAUGUCGCGGCGAAGAGGAGCGGCAGUGGGAGAUUUGUUAUACAUGUGAAAAGUGGUGUUUAUAAGGAAAAUAUUGAGAUUGGCAACAAAAUGAAGAAUAUUAUGCUCGUUGGUGAUGGCUUGAAAAACACCAUUAUCACUGGCAGUCGAAGCGUGGGAGGAGGUUCCACCACCUUCAACUCUGCAACUGAUUCAUUGCCCGUGAUAUAACAUUCCGUAACACAGCUGGACCACAAAAUCACCAAGCUGUAGCACUUCGAUCUGGCUCUGAUCACUCUGUUUUCUAUCGUUGUGGUUUUGAAGGAUACCAAGAUACACUCUAUAUUCAUUCUCAACGGCAAUUUUACAAAGAAUGUGAUAUUUAUGGCACGGUAGAUUUCAUAUUUGGAAAUGCUGCAGUAGUUCUCCAAAAUUGCAUGAUAUAUGCUAGAAAACCCAUGAGCGGGCAAAAAAAUACUGUAACAGCACAAGGAAGAACUGACCCUAACCAAAAUACUGGCAUUUCAAUUCACAAUUCUCAAGUCCUCGCUUCAUCCGACCUAAAACCAGUACUUAGCUCAAUCAAGACGUAUUUGGGAAGGCCUUGGAAGCAAUAUUCACGUACUGUUUAUCUACAAACUUACCUUGACACCUUGGUUGAUCCUACAGGUUGGUUAGAAUGGGAUGGUAACUUUGCUCUAAAUACUUUGUAUUAUGGAGAAUAUAAGAACUCAGGUCUUGGUUCUUCAACUAGUGGCAGAGUAAAGUGGGGUGGUUAUCGAGUUAUUUCUAGCUCAACGGAAGCAUCACAGUUCAGCGUCGCAAAUUUUAUAGCUGGUCAGUCGUGGUUGCCUUCUACCAGUGUGCCAUUCACUUCUGGCCUCUAAUUGUAUUGUAUUUGAUCAGUUCAUAUAUUUGUUACUGCUCUGUUCUUUAGUCUUUCCAUUCUACACAAAACAUAGGGAAUCCCAGAAAGUGUAUUUUUAAGAUCUCAAUAAAGAAUAAGUGUAUUUUUAAGAUCUCAAUAAAGAAUAAGAUGAUUUUUUAACCUUUCUUGCUA
Camellia sinensis is the source of this 1756-nucleotide messenger RNA. Lineage: Eukaryota; Viridiplantae; Streptophyta; Magnoliopsida; Ericales; Theaceae. The record is from RefSeq and is a predicted model, not a curated record.